AUGCAGUUCAAAUUUUAGUCGCCACGGAAGCAACAGGUGGAAGGGGACGCAUGCGAGGCCACCAGGUCCGCAAAGAAGCAGGCCUCAGUCAACAAAGUUGUGGGAUGCCUUGCAGCGUAUCCUAAAGCUAAACUAAGCUCGACACCGCCCAUCAUUUAACUAGCUUAGAAGCUGGCGGGCUGGCGGGCUAGUACCCAGGCAUCCGGAGACUAAGGGAAGCUAGAGCGGUCAACGGGAAUGCCAUGUGUACGUAUCCGCUGUAAUAUGUACGGCAGCCGUGGGCACGGUUGUACCACGAUCAGUUCAAUGCAUCGCUCCCGCGCAAGAUCAAGCGCGGCCCGUCUCGCCCAAGCCCAAGCGUCAUACAGUACGUUCAUGAACGACGGGAGCGCAAGGAUUUCCGUUGUAGGCGCUUACGGUCUGAGAGAGACGCGAGGUGGGCCGGGUCGUUGAAUCUGGUGUAAGUGAGUGAAAGAAAACAACAUUCGCCAAGCCAGAGACAGAGGCGGUAACGCAAAUCCAAAAAAGCAACAAUAAACGGUUUGAAGGAAAAGAGAAAAGAGACGACAAGCAAGCUGCCCAUACCGCUAUGCUUAGCUGGGUACCUCUAGCGCUGUACCUAUACUUCAGAACGUGGGAGAGCUGAGAUGGCACAAAGAAACAAAAGAUCGUCGUGGUGCCCCGUGUCCGUGGUUUUGGGUGGUGCGGACCUUGGUCUAGCUGAUCCUGGCUAGUCGGAGCAAGGUCUUGCUUGCUUGUUCCUCGAGCGCCGGUUGAUUGCGUACUAAUUACCUGGUGUUGAUAUGGUUUCUUUUCUUUUUUCUUAUUCUCUCUUUCGCCAGCAACAAUAUGAAC
Molecule: messenger RNA, 855 nt
Organism: Fusarium graminearum PH-1
Lineage: Eukaryota; Fungi; Ascomycota; Sordariomycetes; Hypocreales; Nectriaceae
Exons: 2
Coding region: 238-453 (71 amino acids)
Source: RefSeq, a predicted model, not a curated record